UUGGGCGCGUUUUCUCUCUGCCAGCCUCGCCUGCUGUUGGGUUUGUGAUCUAUCUAUCUGUCUAGCUGUCUAUCUCAGCGUCUGUGUAGCUCUCCGUUCCCGUUCAGGGUCAUUCGGUUCAUCCGGUGCUGAGCGCGAGCGGCGAUGGCGACAUCACGGCCGUCUUUCUUGCUUCCGUUUUGCUCGUGACCAGCUGGAGGAUUCUUCAAAAAAAAAAAAAAAAAGAGAAAGAAAGAAAGAAAGACGCAUUAAACCGUGGAAUAAAAGGAGAGGGUUGACAGCGGAGCCCGGUACUGAAGAAGGGAGUGUCGGAGUGUGUCGGAGUCGGAAUCGGAGUCGGGAGUCGGUGUCGGUGUCGGUGCGCGUGCUUGCCGUGUUUUUCCCCCCUCCUCCUCCCCCCUCCUCCUCCCCGUGUCUGUGUGAGAGGUAACGUCAGUAACGCGCGGCUGAGUCACCCACCGCCGGAGCGCCCGAAGGGUCCCGCACGCAGGGAAAGCAAGACUCGGGGAGGGACGUGGUGAACAAGUGAGCAGACGCUGAAGCGUAAAAAACAGGAGGAGAAGAAGAAAGAGAGAGAGAAAGGAAGCACGGUGGCAGGGGUGGAACGAGCGACCCUGAGAGAAGAGGACGAGCACUGGGCUCCCCCCUGACCCCUAAACCCCCGAGCUCGGAGUCAUCAUGAAUGACCAGAACGUGGUGAAGGAGGGAUGGCUGCAGAAGAGAGGAGAGUAUAUAAAGAACUGGAGGCCACGGUACUUCCUCUUGAAGACGGACGGCUCCUUCAUCGGCUACAAGGAGAAGCCCCAGGACGCAGACUUCGCCUACCCGCUCAAUAACUUCUCUGUGGCCAAGUGUCAGCUGAUGAAGACGGAGAGGCCGAAGCCCAACACCUUCAUCAUCAGAUGCUUGCAGUGGACCACUGUGAUCGAGCGAACCUUUCACGUGGACACACCUGAGGAGAGGGACGAAUGGGUGGAAGCGAUACAGAUGGUGGCGGACAAGCUGGCCAAGCAGGAGGAGGAAGGAAUCCUGUGCAGCCCCACCACCCAGAUCGAGAUCGUCAACGAGGAAGAGAUGGACACCUCCAUCAGCCACCAUAAACGAAAGACAAUGAACGACUUCGACUAUCUGAAGCUGCUGGGCAAAGGCACCUUCGGGAAGGUGAUCCUGGUGAAAGAGAAGGCCAGUGGAACUUAUUAUGCAAUGAAGAUCCUGAAGAAGGAGGUCAUUAUUGCCAAGGAUGAAGUGGCCCACACUCUGACUGAAAGCAGGGUAUUAAAAAACACUAGGCAUCCCUUUUUAACCUCUCUGAAGUACUCCUUUCAGACCAAGGAUCGUCUGUGCUUCGUGAUGGAGUACGUCAACGGCGGAGAGCUGUUUUUUCAUUUGUCAAGAGAGCGCGUGUUUUCGGAAGACCGGACCCGUUUCUACGGCGCCGAGAUCGUCUCUGCACUGGAUUAUUUGCACUCUGCUAAAAUUGUUUACCGCGAUCUUAAGCUGGAGAACCUGAUGCUGGACAAGGACGGCCAUAUUAAGAUCACAGAUUUCGGCUUGUGUAAGGAGGGCAUCACUGAUGCUGCCACCAUGAAGACGUUCUGCGGAACUCCGGAGUAUCUGGCACCUGAGGUGCUGGAGGAUAACGAUUACGGGCGAGCGGUGGACUGGUGGGGGCUCGGCGUGGUCAUGUACGAGAUGAUGUGUGGACGCCUUCCCUUUUAUAAUCAGGACCAUGAGAAGCUGUUUGAACUGAUUCUUAUGGAAGAAAUCAAAUUUCCCAGAACCCUCUCUGCUGAUGCCAAGUCUCUGCUCUCUGGCCUGCUCAUCAAAGACCCUAACAAAAGGCUGGGAGGAGGUCCGGACGACGCAAAGGAGAUCAUGAGACACAGUUUCUUCUCUGCGCUGGACUGGCAGGAUGUUUAUGACAAAAAGCUCAUUCCGCCGUUCAUGCCCCAGGUCACGUCUGAGACAGACACCAGGUAUUUUGACGAGGAGUUCACAGCUCAGACCAUCACGAUCACCCCUCCGGAGAAGUUCGACGAGGACGGCAUGGACUCGGCCGACAGCGAAAGGAGACCACAUUUCCCACAAUUCUCGUAUUCAGCCAGCGGGCGGGAGUGAAGCUCGCUCGUUAACCGGCACCAGUGUUUUCAUCCGAGGCCAUUUAAGGAAAUUACGUAGCCAUGCUAGGAAAAGUCUGCACUCUUUCCCCUUCUCCUCCUCCUCCUCCUCCUCCUCCUCCUGUUUUCUCUUUAAUUAUUUAAUGACUUGGGGAAGUUUUCAUUUUGUUUUGUUUUGUUUUUUUUUUUUUCCAAUUUUAUUUUUGAUGUUGGGAAAAAGGGGUUUUGCACAGAUGGGUCCGACUGAACCUAGUCAACCCACAUAAAAAAAGAAAGUCUUGUACAUUUUCAGCAUUGUUGUUGUUUACAGCAGAUCAAGAACAGUUUUUUGUUUUUGUUUUAUGUUGGGUUUUUUUUCAGUGCAUUAAAUUAUGUCCAUCAGUAUUACCAUUGACGUUGAGCUUAUAGGUUUGUUUGUUGUGUUUUUUUUUUUGGUUUUUUUUUUGGUGUAUGUGUGCUUGUUUUAAAGAGCCGUUCUGGGGAACAAAACCAAAAAUGUUGCCUUAUGUGUGCGGACAGACAGACGGACGGACGGACGGCUGGACAGAGAGACAGGGUUCUUGGCUCGCAAAAAACUUUUCUUAUCUUUAUGUUUCUGCAUCGCACUGUAUAACAUGUUCCACCUCUCGCACUCUGUGACACUGCGGGGGAAAUGUGUACGAAAGAAAGACACUAAGGUUUAUUAUUUUUUUGUUCAAAAGGGAAAGAUUUAAUUUACAGUACGCAAAACUGCCAGUUACCAUAACGUAAACCUUACUCAGGCGACGUCGAGCACAAGCUACUCAAACCAGACAGAGAGAGAGAGAGAGACGGAGAGAGAGACGGAGAGAGAGAGAGAGAGAGAGAUGUGGAAAGGUUUGAGGUGGUUUGCUGUUAAACACAACUCAGCUACAGUAUAGACAGAAUGUCAGAGCACUGAUCUGGGAUCAGUUUUUCACUUUCCUGGAGGAAUAUCCUCCUCUCUCAUGCACAUGCAGUUGAGUGCAAAAGUUUGCAACCCCCCCCCCCCCCCCCUUUUUAAUUUACAAUUUACAAACAGAAAGCAUAACACUCACCCACCAUUUCCCAUUUAGAGAAUCCUUAAAAUGUCUGCAUGAUAUAUUUCCAAGUCCAGUACACCGAGGUACACAAAUAAAGGGUGCAUUUUUUUUUUUUUUUUUUUUUUUUUUUUUUUUUUGCUAAACGCCCUAAUUUUUUUUCGAAGUGUAAGGUAUUUACUCACUCACGGAACCUUAACCUUAACUCUAGGAUCCUCCUUUUUCUUGUAAAAGAAAAGUAUUUCACAUUUUAUCUAAAGAUAAAAUCAUUUCAAGGUGAAAUUACUGAAACUAAAAGGUGGGUGUGUGAACAGAAAGGAAAGAGCUAGUUCUUCCAGUGUUACAGCUGAGAGGAUGCAGGAAGCUGCUUUACAGAUAGAAAAGAGGUUCUAAAGGCGAAGGGUGGAGAUGUGGUCUGUGUACGUCGCGUCCACUCGUUUAUUCAUUUGGAAAUGAAAGAUCGGAAAACGAGCAAUGAAGCUCUUGACACUAAAACAGGAAAUGAAUUCAUUUUUUUAUAGAAUUAUUUAAAAAAAAAAAAAAAAACUCUUUUUAGUUCCUUCUGCUAGUUUCACGAUAUAAAGUCUAGAAAUCAAAUGUUCAUUAAUUAAAAUAUGGGGAAAAAACCUGCCACUGCAGUACAUUUCAGCAUGAACAGAGUCGAGCUGGAAGUACGUCGGCUGUUCUACAUGUUCUGUUCUCUGGUUAAGAUGUGUACUCUGGAAUUCUGUUUUCCUUCACCAUCAGCCUCGUGCUACAUUUAAAAAGUAGCACAGUGACCAAGGUCACUCAAGAUCGUUUAUUAAUAUUAGCUCCAACCCGAAUCUGAAAUGAUGAAAAACAAGUGACAGAGAAAUAACAUGAGGGCGUUUUGUAAUAUUUAUUAUUUUAAAGCCAAGAACAGAUUUGCCCAUCUCACUUGCAUAUGAUAAUUAUUUUUUAAAAUUCUGAAAUGAAAAAUGAAUGAACACAAUGUAGGCAGACCAGAUGUUAAAAAAAACUUAUAACCUUAUUAUUAUUAUUUUUUUUUUUAAAACUUGUGAUAAUGAACGAACAUCUGGAGAAACUUAAAACUUUAAAAAUCUUCUAAAUUUCAUUAUGUUCUCUAAAGGUGUACAAACUUUUGCACUCAACUGCACGUACAAUCUCGGAUAUUGAACGUAGUCAAGAUAUCGAUGAAAACCUGAUCCUGGAUCAGAGCAGCUCUGUUUAUCAGAAGUUUUAUAGUCAUUUACAAAAGUAUUUAACAAAAACAAGAGUGGAAAAAAUACAAUGGAAAUAAAUACAUAAAUAAUAUUUGUAGAUAAUAUAUUAAAUCAUAUAUAAUGAAUUAUAAUUAUGACAAUAUAUAAUCCGGGCAGUGUUGUAAAAGUCCUGGCGGUGCCUGUGAUACUCUGGGAAAGUGUAUUGCGAUGAAAAGUAUCACGAUAUCGACAUCACGUUGUCCCAUCGUCCAGCACUGACACACACCCGGUAGCUAUAUGUACAGAAACCUCACUACAGAUCAGCGCUGUGAUUACACACACGCGUUUGCGCGUGUGCCGUGACAGAAGAGCGCUCAUGCGUACGCCGUUACACACGUGUGCUUGUGCGUACGCUGUGUUCUGUAAAAUCCUAAAAAGAAAAACAAAUCGAGGAUCAGCUCUGAUCAACUAACCACACAAGCUUCUCUUUUCACAACACAAAUCUUACUCUUACUUUGAUUUGUUUUUUUUGUUGUUGUUGUUGUUGUUGUUUUGGCAUUACCCAGUUCAGUUUAGAUGAAAGAAAGUGACCAACAGUGCCCUCCAGAAUUAUUGGCACCCUUCAAAUGUGAUAUUUCGAGCUCAAAUCUACAGGGACAUCGUCAUCAUAAAGGGAUUUUACACGUGUGCAACUGCAAAUUCACUCCCCAGGGAAACAGGGCCUGGUUAAAUGUAACAACGGAGUUCCUGGAGGCUGAGAGGAAGAUUUUAUUUUUUUUUUUUAAAGGAAUGGCAAUCAUUUUGGCAACCCGAGGAGGAUGAAGGCUAACACUUGUUUCUUUUGAGACACGUGAAAUCAGCCACAUCUUUUCAAACAGCUUACAGAGCAGCGCUGAAGAAAGCGUCAUCGGCCCUCUUCUGCAUACAUGAGCUCCCAGGCCCCUGUGAUCAGCUAGUGAUUGACAGGAGAGAGAGAGAGUAGGCCCCUCCCACUCACUGACAGAGCACUGACGAUUUUGCUCCUUUGGCUCGUGAUCUCCUGUUGCACUGAUUGCGAGCCGGCAAAUAUGUAGUUUUUUUUUUUAAUAUGAGAACAAUUGAAUGGAAAGUUUUAAUUAUGGUGUAAUAUUUAUUUUAUACAGUCAUUUUUUGCUCGUUUUUAUGAAAGGUGCCAAUAAUUCUGGAGAUUACUGGAUGAUGUUGGCAUGGCAAUCAAAACCCAGAUCAGAUCACCUUCACCCAAAACGACUGAAGACCAAGGCUGUGUCCAAAAUCACUUAAAAAUACACUAUUCAACAAAGAUGAUUCCCAGGCCCAAAUGUAAUGGCACCCCUGCAGAUCAGUGCACUACAUACUGUGUAAAAUAAUGGCCUUUACUAUAUUCCGUAUAUAGCGUUUUACUGUACGAGUGUUACUGUAUUGUACCAAUCCACAAGUUUCGUGCGGUAAUAUGUGGUUAGCGAUACAGCUUCAGACUCGUCCAAUUCGUCCAAUCCGACCACUCAUGUGAUCUAAAUAUGCAAUGGCGUCUAUUUCUUUUGUCACAGCAGACCUGUGUCUUAUUGUUAGAAACGAAAACAAUACUUAACAAUAAUUUGAAACAAAAGA
Messenger RNA from Pangasianodon hypophthalmus (striped catfish), 5946 nucleotides. It is a transcript of the gene akt3b, whose product is annotated as v-akt murine thymoma viral oncogene homolog 3b. Gene Ontology annotation, biological process: protein phosphorylation. Bases 679 to 2118 code for a protein of 479 amino acids. The record is from RefSeq and is a predicted model, not a curated record. The transcript is spliced from 15 exons. Gene Ontology annotation, molecular function: ATP binding; protein serine/threonine kinase activity. NCBI's taxonomy places the organism in Eukaryota, Metazoa, Chordata, Actinopteri, Siluriformes, Pangasiidae.